AUGUCUCGGCAAGUGGCUUUGGGACCUGACGACCCUCCAGAUAACGAGGAUCCAACACCAAGCGGCAACUUUAUCGAAAAUCUCAAGAAUCGUUUUAUGGAGAAAUCCAAGUCAAUUCUUGGACUGUGGCCCAAGAUACCAAAAGGUCUCAACCAUGCGGAGAGAGAUAUCUACGACCGACUCCUAAAAACCCUCAAGAAUCGAGUUGCCAGUGGUCAAAAGCCCCCGCGCCUCGCUGUCAUAACUGAUCUUGCAAAGGAUUAUGACGACCUUAUGGCUAUGGUCUUGUUAGGGGAGCUACACCGCCUAGGACUUGUGGAGCUCGAGGCUUUUGUUGCGAACUUAAUGCCCGCACAACAAAGGGCUCGAUUCGGACGAGGCGCCUUGGAUUUGUUAGACCUCCAAAAGACGCCAAUAGCUGUUGGUUCCGCAGGUUCGGAAAGACAGCACAAGGUUAAUGAAUACGAAUUCAAGCACUGUAGCUUCAUGGCGCCGUGUACGACCACUUUUGAGAAAGGGGAAGAUCUUCUUCUCCAGAUUCUUGGAAAAGCCGCAGAGGAAGAGCGGAAACUGACUUUAGUGCUUCUGUCUUCUCUUAUGGAUAUCUCAGAAUUUACAAACGAGCACCCAGAAUUAGUAAGGAAAGCUAUAAACAGGGUUUCAGUACAAGGAGGAAUGUUCUUCGAUGGCGAAGGAGUCUUGAAAGCGGACAAUACUGCAACGAACAACAACUUUGCUCUAGAUCACGCUAUGGCCUUUACUAAAUACAUCCAAGACGAAAAUAUCCCUUCUAUGGUCUACACCAAAGUUGCUGCAUUUGCAACCAAGAUAUACUCCGAAUUCUUUGUAGAGUUAGCAGCCACAGGCCACCCGCUCGGGAUCCACCUCCGGAAGACCCAGCUAGCACAGGAUAUCAAAUUCUACUCCGAUACCAUCGAUGAGAAGACAAGAUUCCGUCCCUUCAUGACGCCCAAGUGGUUCCUAACUAACAAAUCGACCUGGUUCACAGAGGGCCACUCCGAAGACCCGGACAUCGAACCCUACCCCACACCGGAGCAGGUUGUACCGUACCUAACCGUCGUCGUCGCAUACGAUGCUCUGGCUGCCCUCGGCGCUGCUGGCGAGGACGCCCUAGCGGAUCUGGGAGCACUGAAGCCUGCGUGCAGCAGUGAUGUUCAUCGCAUUGUGGGAGUGGGACCGUCGGCGAAUACGCCGGGUAAGGUGGAGGACCCAGGAGUGUUUGGUGAGCAGAUGGCGACUGCGAUCAAAGCGUUGGUGAAAGGAUCAUUGUUGGCUUCGAUGCAGGGGCUUAAUUGA
This is a messenger RNA of Amorphotheca resinae ATCC 22711, 1317 nucleotides long. RefSeq lists its product as hypothetical. The transcript has a single exon. NCBI's taxonomy places the organism in Eukaryota, Fungi, Ascomycota, Leotiomycetes, Helotiales, Amorphothecaceae. Gene Ontology annotation, molecular function: hydrolase activity, hydrolyzing N-glycosyl compounds. Bases 1 to 1317 code for a protein of 438 amino acids. The record is from RefSeq and is a predicted model, not a curated record.